UUGUUGCUCGAUCUACGCUCUACGCCAGCCAGUUUCAGUCUCGUGUCAGCAGGAACAAGUUGCUCGCAGUCAUGCUCGUGAGUUAUUCUGUUGAUACCAAGUGUGCGGUUCAUGCUUUUGCAUGAUUGCCGAUUUCUUCUUGACAAAUCUGUCAAUAAAUAAAUAAUAAUAAGUGAAUAAUUUAUUUCUUCAUAUUGUAAAAUUUAUCAGGGUAUUUUAAUUACUUACCCUAAGUACAUUUUAAGAAUAUAAGUUGAGUGAUUUGAUUGAAGUUUAAUUAAUAAAGAUCUAGAUUCUUCAAAUUGGAUACAGUUCAAGGACUCUAACACUGCUCACUAGAAAAAAGCUUAUUAGCUGUGAUACUUUUCUAUAAAAACAGUUUGUUAUUUAUCAGUUUAUUAAUUGACUGAUUAGUGACAGAAUGGAGUGAUGAUUAUUUGUAACAAUUGAAUUGAACUUAAUCAUCAUCAUCAUCUUGGUCAUCAAUAAAAAAGGAGUUUUUAAUAUAAAGUGUGUCAAUUAAUGAAGAUCUGUGAAUAAUAAAACCAUGAUGCACAUAAUUUUUUUGUCAUCAAUCCUGAUCGCUAUUUUAGCCGCGAAUUCUUCUGCGGCACCAACACAUGGGCAUGCGAUCGUUCCCGCGGCUGAUCAAUGCGAUUGGACUGGAAGUGGUGGCGGCGGUCGAGGAGUGCGCCCAGUUUACCUGAGAUGUUCCAGAGGCACGGUGUCGUGGCGCUACCCACGAGGAGCCUUAAGAGUAGUGCUGUCCGGAGGAAGUGACGGCAGAAGUUUCCGAGGAUGCGUGAAAGCGUCAGGUCCCGCACGAGUUUACCUCGAGGGCAAGGGCACUCUCCGGUUGGUUUAUGCUCCCGGUGACGGAAAACACGAAGCGCUGCAUCGGUGCUUCCAUUCCCGCGGACAAUUGGCCGCGCUCUACGUGGAGGCCGACGAAACGACGCCGACCCGUGGAACUGUCAAGCUGAGGUAUGACUUGGAGCUGGAGCACGUUGACACCGAGGGGAAAAAAAUUAGGAGGGACGAGGAAACAGAGUGCAGGCCUUGCACUAAGGAAGAGCUCGCUGAAACCUACUGCAAAAGUGAUCUUGUUGCUCGUGGGACUGUCAGCGCGGUUGAAAAGAGGCCGGAUCUCAAUGCUGCGGAGAUUAUUCUUCGGGUGACCAAAACACUGAGACGCGUUGAAGAAACUGAGGACAAUGAAAUAGACUCAGGUGACCUUCGUCUUCAGCGAGAAGUCAGAGUGAGACUCCCAACAGCUUGCGAUGCGCGACAUGGACAGGGAGAAUUUGUGAUAAUGGCCAAAAAGAGACUUGGUGAUCUCACCCUGGCCUGUGCCCCCAGACUCGAAGCCUGGGCAGAAGCUGUUCGUGAACUCCAAAGUGCUCCUUGUUUUCUCAAAAGCUGAAAAAAAAGAAAAAAAGACAAUUGAUUUAUUCUUAAGAGAAUAUUUAAAAUUAUUGUUUUAUAAACCUGUAAAGAGAGUGUAAAUAAUUAUAUAUUAUUAUUUUUUGUUGAGUGUACAUAUUAGAGUACCUUGAGAAUAAGUUGUCGAUCUCCAAACUGUGAUAUUGAUUUGUAAGAAGAGUUUUAAGAGAUGGAAUUAUGAUCGUAUAUACAUAUACAUAUGCUUGUAUAAUAAAGAGAAAAUUUAAUGUUUAAUUAAUUUAA
Messenger RNA from Cotesia glomerata, 1686 nucleotides. RefSeq names its product meteorin-like protein (gene Metrn). Gene Ontology annotation, molecular function: hormone activity. The record is from RefSeq and is a predicted model, not a curated record. The transcript has 3 exons. The coding region runs from base 548 to 1423 and encodes 291 amino acids. NCBI's taxonomy places the organism in Eukaryota, Metazoa, Arthropoda, Insecta, Hymenoptera, Braconidae.